CCGGCGGCCGCGGGAUCUGGCGGCGGGCGACCGGCUGGUGCUUCGCGCGCUCGAGAUCAUCGGCAACCUGCGGCCCCGCUUCUGGGCCAUGGAGAACCCGCAGACGGGCCUUCUCAAGACGCGGGCGUUCAUGCAGGGGCUGCCCUACAGCGACGUGCCCUGCACGGGGAUAUUCCUGGGGCCCAGCAAGAGCGGGAAGACGGUCGCGAUCAUCAGCGCGAUCCUGGAACAGUACCGGCUUUACCAAGUGCUGGUGGUCAUCGACGAUUUCGCGGACCAGCCGGAAUUGCACCGGAGGACCGGGGACGGCGCUUUGGACACACUGUUCAUCAGAGGACGCCACAUGCAAAUCAGCACCUGGGUCUCGUCGCAAAAGCUGCGGCUCAUCAGCGCGGCGGUCCGCGUCAACAUGCAGUUCAUCUGCAUUUG
Messenger RNA from Symbiodinium pilosum, 429 nucleotides. NCBI's taxonomy places the organism in Eukaryota, Dinophyceae, Suessiales, Symbiodiniaceae. The record is from the annotation of a GenBank genome assembly.